UUGAAGUGUCGCUCUAUUUCGUAAAAAUGUCUGACAAAGUUGUGUUGCAUUACUUCAAUGGAAGAGGAAAGAUGGAGUCGAUCCGAUGGCUGCUGGCUGCAGCUGGAGUCCAGUUCGAGGAAGUGUUUUUGACCAAAAGGGAGCAGUAUGAAAAACUGCUCAGUGGUAUUGGAGCCCUGAUGUUUUCAGCAGGUGCCUUUGUUGAAAUAGACGGCUCGCUGCGUGCAGGUCCAAAGCCCAUCUUGAAUUAUCUUAGCUUGAACAAUACAAUCUAUAUGGGAAAAGACCCUGUAAAGCACGUGCCUAUGAUCGACAUGUAUUCAGAGGGUGCCAGUGAUCUAACGGAUUUGAUUAUUAUGUAUCCUUUCAAACCAGCUGAACACAAACAGACACACCUCAGUACUAUAGAGCAAAAGGCCAAAGAUCGCUUUCUUCCUGUGUUUGAAAAGGGUCUUGCAGACUCUUUCAUUUCCUGGUGGGGAAAACCAGCUGCGCCGAGCCGAAGUUCACCUCUUGAAGUCACUCUGAUGUGCAGGAGGCGGUCAAGAGAAAAUAAAGGCCGUUACCCAACAAUCAGCAAGUUUCUCCAGCCUUGGCAGCGCAAAGGAAAAAGGGGAAGAAAAGGGAAAGCCCUCACCCGAGGAGGUCGUAUGUGA
This is a messenger RNA of Cyprinus carpio (common carp), 656 nucleotides long. RefSeq names its product glutathione S-transferase 3-like. The record is from RefSeq and is a predicted model, not a curated record. NCBI's taxonomy places the organism in Eukaryota, Metazoa, Chordata, Actinopteri, Cypriniformes, Cyprinidae. Bases 27 to 656 code for a protein of 209 amino acids. The transcript has 6 exons.